Messenger RNA from Rotaria socialis, 1473 nucleotides. Lineage: Eukaryota; Metazoa; Rotifera; Eurotatoria; Philodinida; Philodinidae. The record is from the annotation of a GenBank genome assembly.
AUGUUUAAACCUUUAAUCAAGAAAGUUCGCGAAAAAAGUAAUAAUCCAAGUAUCUUACCAGAGAACAGUUCAGACGAAGGAAAUGACAAUAUACCUAAAGACCACAAGAACAGCUCUAAUCAGGAAAAUUCCUCAUCAUCGCGUGCUCAUCGCCGAUCUGAUUCCAUUGUUCAACAAACGUUGACAAACAAGUCAAGACCUUCUUCAAUUUCCAAUGAACCAGAUAACAAAGAAGCAGCAGUAAAAUCUUUAUCCGAUGUUUUUUCUACUCUUAUUCAAGAACCAAUUUCACUUGAUAACUAUGUACAAGUUCUUAAAUCGUGGAUGGACUCAAAAGAAGAAAUUCUCCAACAAAAAGAUGAUACUAUUCAAAGUUUAUUAAAAGAAACAGUAAAUCUACAAAAUGAACUCACUUUAAUGAAAAGCCAAUUUACCGAUUUCCAGAAUUCAAAAGAGAAGAAUACAAAUGAUAAUACUGUAAAGGUGCCUUAUUUACAAAAGCAAAUCGAUUCUCUUCGUUUCGACAAUGAAAAUCUUAAAUUAACAAUAAAAUCUUUACGAGCACAAUUAAGUGAUGUUGAAGCAGAGAGAGAUGAUUUACUUAUAAAAUCAACUGAUGUAUCGCCUCUAAAGUCUAAUGAUAAUCUUCAAAAACAGCUUGCUAAACAAAUAGUGGAAAGUGAACAACAGAAAAUUGAAGUAGAACAUUUACGACAAGCUCUUAUUGAACGAGAUGCGAUUAUUGAACAACAAGAUAAACGUUUACUAGUCGAUCAUGAUACGCAAGCGAUACAAACAGAUGAAGAUAAAUCAUUUGUUCAAGUACUCGCUGAACCAGAUGUGGAUACCAUUGGUAAAUUGCAAAUUGAAUUAGAUGAGAAAAGCCGAACCAUAAAAAACUUGCAGCAACGUUAUAAUGAUCUUCGCAAAACACUUCAACGAGAAUUUCAUGCAUCCAUACCCAAAGAUCUCAAUCAAAUGGCACCAUCAAAGCCUAAUAGUGCUACUCAAUCGCCACCCACAAAUCUUCCAUUGAUUCAUUACGAUGAAUCAGCAACAUCACAGAGUGAUGUCGAUAUAGCUAAACGAGCAUCAACCGCCCGACAAAUGACAGCCGUUCGUAAAAAUGUUACAUUCACAUCUGCUACAACAGCUAUAUCGUCAAGCCCAGCAAUUUUACCACAUACAUCAGUUGAAUCGAGUUCAGCAAAAUCACAAAAGAAUGGCCAACGUUCAUCGAUCGAUGGACAAACGACAUUAAACGGAACAAACUUUAAAUAUCUUAAACAUGUUUUACUAAAAUUUAUGACCGCAACUGAAGAUGAAGCUAUUCACCUGAUUCGUGCCGUAUCUACAUUGCUCAGUUUUUCCGCCGACGAAGAACGUCUUCUUCGUGAAACACUUGAUUAUAAAAUGUCGUGGUUCGGAAAAGUAUCACGUCAUAAGCCAUUGACACCCAAUUUAAAUUUUUAA